Archocentrus centrarchus (flier cichlid) is the source of this 1344-nucleotide messenger RNA. It is a transcript of the gene cplane2, whose product is annotated as ciliogenesis and planar polarity effector 2. The coding region runs from base 223 to 975 and encodes 250 amino acids. The record is from RefSeq and is a predicted model, not a curated record. Gene Ontology annotation, molecular function: GTPase activity; GTP binding. The transcript is spliced from 5 exons. Lineage: Eukaryota; Metazoa; Chordata; Actinopteri; Cichliformes; Cichlidae.
UUGUCAAGGGACGCUUUAGUUUACGGAAGUUUUCUUUUCUUUUUUUCUUUUCUUUUUUGUUUUUUAAUUUUUCCGAGGGCUGUUGGUCAACAGGGCUGCUUGAAAUUUCUAAAUACUGAAGCUACGUUUGUAAAAUCCCUUCUGCCCCGGAAGGGAACCGACUUUUGGCCGUUUUAAGUGACAAACCCGAGCUCUGUGUGACGCUGUAGCCUCAUAAACGACAUGGCACAGGUUCCUCCUCCAGGAUCGGUCGUAGUCGCUGACUGGCAUCUAUGUAAAGACAGUAAAGAAUAUUUCAGCAAAAUCCUCCACAAGAAGAGACGCAGGAACUUUGGCCUCUUGGAGUCUCCAGUGAUGCCUCCACAUGUAGCUGUAGACACGGUUCAUUAUAAGAUCUUCAUUUCUGGCAAGAGCGGAGUCGGGAAAACUGCACUUGCUGCACGUCUUGCAGGCCUGAAUAUUCCCAACAUGCACUACGAAACCACAGGUAUUGAGACGACAGUGGCGUAUUGGCCAGUGAAGCUAAAAGAAAACAGCAGAGUGCUUUUCUUCCGUUUUCAGCUGUGGGACUGUGGAGAGAAUGCCUUACGUAGAUUUGACCAUUUGCUUCCAUCCUGUAAGGAGCAAGCAGAUGCGGUCCUCUUCUUGUUCUCCUUCACAGACAGGACAUCUUUCGAUGAUCUGCCAAAUCAGCUUGCUAAAUGGACCGAGCUAUUUGCCAGGCGUGUUGUGAAAAUGGUGAUUGGCACCAAAUUCGACCUUUUCAUGCACUGUGAUGUGGCAGAGAGAGAUGUCAGAGACUUCCAGGAUACAUGGGGGAUUCCGGUGCUGCGUACGGGCGGCGAGGUCACUGACGGGCUGGGUGACGUAGCCCCGCUCCUCAACUGCCUUGCAGAGAAGCUGUGGUAUCAGGACUGCAUUACAGCCGGAUCAGCCAGCCUCCAUUCACAGCAGGAGACGGUGACUCCACUUUAAAACUGAACAUUAUUUCAAGCAAACAGCUCAGCGGGCUGAACCGGACCUGAGGUCACUCCUGCUGGAUGGGGCUAGUGUUGAGAUGAUUGUACUACAGCAGUGGUAAAAUUGUCAAGGUUGAGAUUUAUUACGAAAGACUUAUGUCAGAAGCUCCCAUCAUUGUAAGAAACUGGAUGGUGAAGAUGAACAGGUAUAUUAUGAUGGCAUUGCAUGAAUGUUUCCUUGCUACUCAACUUUUCCUGGUUUUAAAAGAUUCGGUGGCAUGAAAUAUUCAGUUAUUAAAUAGUGUGCCUCAGCUGUGAUGCAUGUAACUCAAAUCUUGUCUGUUUAUGGCAUCUAAAAACCAAUUCGGGGAGUUCUCAGAAUCAG